Molecule: messenger RNA, 1576 nt
Organism: Coffea arabica (coffee)
Lineage: Eukaryota; Viridiplantae; Streptophyta; Magnoliopsida; Gentianales; Rubiaceae
Cellular component (GO): membrane
Source: RefSeq, a predicted model, not a curated record
UUUGCUUGUUAUAUGCUGUUCGAGUGAUGAUGCGCAGACAAAGCAGGACUUGACUUCUAUACAAUUGAUAGCUUCACUAUCUCCGAAAAGCUUGGGCCUUAUGAAUGAUUAGUUUUCUUCUCGUGCAGGUGGUUCCAGGAGACAAUACGGAUGCAUUUUUUGUUUAUAGCCCAAUCAUGUGAAGAUUCCCGUGGAGUUGCAUAAUCUUCCUUUGGAGCCUCUUUUAAGUAAUACUUCAGCUCACAAUGAAUCAGAUUUUGCUUGGACUUAUUUUGUUUUCGAUGUUCAACAAGGUAUUUCUGGACAAAACAUUGCAUCUUAAUAUCGGUGCCAAUACAAAUAUAAACUAUGAACUGUAUGUGCGAUUUGGUGGGCUACCCUACCAUCAAUGAGAGAUUGGGACUUCUUUUACAUAAACCAGACGAACAAUAGUGGUGUUGGCUCAUCCAUGUUCGAAUUGUACGGUGCAAGUGCAAGGACAGUAAACGCUUACCUACUAUACCCCAGAGAAGGAAUCUGGAGUUUUGGGCUGAGGCAUCCAAUGCUAAGUAAUCCUCUUUCCAGAACUGUAUUGUCUGUUUCAGUUGAAAGUUGCCCGAAUCAUUGCUCUGAUCAUGGGACAUGUAAAUCCAACAAGAAGACAGAGGGACCAAGCCCCUACGGAUACUUCUACUACUUUUGCAAGUGUAAUGGAAGAUACGGAGGAUUUGACUGCAGUACUGAACUCGUAUCACAGUCAGCACAAAGAUGGCAUGUAAUUUUUCUCGCGGCAUCCAACGCAGCAGCACUAUUCCCUGAAGUUUGGGCCCUCCGCCAGAAGGCACUUGCAGACUGGGCAGUCUUUACCUGCUGUGGGGUUGCUAGUGCUGUAUAUCAUGCCUGCGAUGUGGGUAGCUGGUGUGCUCUUCCAUUUCAGGUCCUACAGUUCAUGGACUCCUGGCUGUCUUUUAUGGCUGUGGUCAAGAAAUAUUCCUCUUGUACUGGCAAUUGGAGCUUUGGGUCUACUGUUUGCAUUAUAAUGAAACUUUUCAGUGCAUUCAAGUCUAAUUCACCGAGAUCCAAUUGGAAUUUUCAGCAUAGAUUGCUCAGGGUCAGGUCAUGGUUGCCUGAUCUUAAAAAGGCGCUCAAUAAGCGUUUCAAAUGGCGAUUUGUGUUGGCCGGCCUCAUUGCAAUGUCGAUAGCUGCAUUGAGCUGGGAUAUGGAAAGCCUCGAGACAUCCUGGAUUUGGCACAGUGCUUGGCAUGUGAGCAUAUAUACAUCUGCCUUCUUCUUCCUUUGCUCAAGAUCAACUGUUCUGGACGGUGGUGGCAGUGAAGCAGUGGAAGAUGAUGCAAGAUCUCUAACAGUUCAGUAGACUAGCCGUCGAAGAUCUUUUUGUGCACGCUACUAGUACUUGAGAAGGAAAAGUAAUGAAUCUAAAGUGUGACCGAAUUUUCACUUACUAGCUGGGUAGAGUGGAUAUAAAAUUAUACUACCACAAUUAUUAGUGCUCCAAAUUCUUGAAUUUGAUCAAUCUUUGUACUAUCUUGAAUGUUAAAAAAAAUGUAGGAAUGGAAGUAUUUUCUUCUUUUUUUCA